AUGGCCCAUAAAGAGACUCAAACCUCGCUGUCAUCGCGCAACUCAACUGAACCGGUCCAUGACUCAGCUAGUGUGUGGACCUUGUUUGACCAUAGCGACACAUAUGAGGUGGGCGACGUUCUAGAAAGAAAUGAGAGUUUUGCAAGAGGCAAUGUCGACAGGGACUCUCUGGAGAAAGAUAGAAUUAUCGUGGAUUGGGAUGGCCCCGAUGAUGCGGAGAAUCCCAAAAACUUCCCUCAAUGGAGGAAAUGGGUAAUCACCAUGAUGCUAGGAUUGAUGACGAUUUGCGUUACAUUUGCGUCCUCUGUCUUUAGCACGGCGACCAAACAGACAGCUAAAAAGUUCGGUGUCUCCCAAGAAGUCAUGAUACUCGCCAUCAGUCUAUUUGUCCUGGGCUUUGCCUUUGGGCCUAUUAUCUUUGGCCCUUUGUCCGAACUAUAUGGCCGGAAGCGCCCGAUGUUUCUGGGCAUGUUCGUCUUUGGAAUCUUCCAAAUCCCAUGCGCAGUAGCUCAGAAUCUUCAGACUAUCUUCAUCUGUCGUUUCCUUGGGGGAGUCUUUGCCAGUGCCCCGCUUGCCAUUGUGUCUGGCAUCUUAGCCGAUAUGUUCGAGCCAGUAGAGCGUGGCAUUGCAAUGGCUAUCUUCGCCGCUGCUACCUUCAUUGGCCCCGUAGCUGGUCCAAUAGUCGGCGGGUUUGUCACCAUUUCCUACCUAGGCUGGCGCUGGACUGAAUACAUUACCGCGAUUUGGGCUCUUUCAUUCGCUGCAAUUGGCAUUCUGGUCAUACCCGAGACCUUUGAGGGCACGCUACUCACAAAACGGGCCAAGCGACAACGCACUAGGACUCAAAAUUGGGCAUUCCACGCAAAGGCGGAAGAGAAGGUAGUGAGUUAUCGAGCUAUUGCCAUACGAUACCUGUUGCGGCCUUUUCAAAUGCUAGUGCAGGAACCUAUUCUUCUUCUUAUUACCCUGUACAUGGGGUUUAUCUACGCGUUUCUGUAUACCUGUUUCCUCGCCUACCCGAUUUCAUUUCAAGAUCAACGUGGUUGGAAUGAUGGCGUCGGAGCAUUGCCAUUCGUCGCUAUCAUUUGCGGCGUUGCCUGCGCAUGUCUGAUUAUCAUUGUAUUUUCCUUGACGCGCUAUCGAAGUAUCCUACGCAGUACCGGGAGAGUGAAGCCGGAGGAACGUCUUGUUCCUAUGAUUAUCGGUGGCAUCUUGUUGCCAGCAGGGAUGUUUUGGUUUGGCUGGACCUCAGAUCCUCACAUUAUCUGGGUUCCACAGGUUGUUUCUGGCGGCUUCUUGGGCGCAGGGGUUCUCUUGAUUUUCUUGCAGGGACUCAACUAUAUUGUUGACGUCUAUCCGAUGUAUGCAAACUCGGCGAUCGCCGCGAAUUCCUUCUUUCGCUCGUGGCUGGCUGCUGGGUUUCCCAUGUUUGCCACGGCCCUGUUCAACAAUCUGGGCAUGAGCUGGGCGAUGACUUUGCUGGGUUGUCUCACCGCCGCAUUGUUCCCUGUGCCCAUUAUGUUUUUCAUCUACGGACCGAAGAUUCGAUCCUGGAGUAAAUUCACUGUGAAAGAGUGA
Messenger RNA from Penicillium paradoxum, 1578 nucleotides. Its product is annotated as MFS transporter. The coding region runs from base 1 to 1578 and encodes 525 amino acids. Gene Ontology annotation, molecular function: transmembrane transporter activity. Lineage: Eukaryota; Fungi; Ascomycota; Eurotiomycetes; Eurotiales; Aspergillaceae. The transcript has 5 exons. The record is from RefSeq and is a predicted model, not a curated record. Gene Ontology annotation, biological process: transmembrane transport.